AUGUUGGCCACGUCGGCCGUCCGCAGUACCCCAUUGAGGGCCGCCGCACGAACCAUCGUCCGGAAGACCACAACUCGUGCUGCGUCCUCGAGCUCAAGUGAAUCCGCGUCACCUCCCUUCUGGCUCACAGCUGGUGCUUCAACGGCAACAGUAGCUGCGGUUGGCUCGGUCGCCUGGUAUUAUCAUCUGUUUGGUCAGGAUGUCUAUGCCAUGACUCCGGCGGAAGAAGGUCUACACCCGACGCAGUACCCGUGGGAGCACACAAAGUGGAUCAAGACUUUCGAUCACGCAACCCUGCGAAGAGGUUUCCAAGUGUACCGCGAAGUUUGCGCCGCCUGCCACUCCCUGAAGCGAAUCCCUUACCGGUCACUGGUCGGCACAAUGAUGACUGUCGAUGAAGCCAAAGCAAUGGCCGAGGAGAACGAAUACGAUACUGAGCCCAACGAUGAAGGCGAGAUUGAAAAACGGCCGGGGAAGCUCUCAGAUUACAUCCCAUCACCAUACAAGAACGAUGAAGCCGCUCGUGCCGCCAACAAUGGUGCUCUGCCUCCUGACCUAUCACUUAUGGUCAAGGCCCGCCAUGGUGGUUGCAACUACAUCUUCAGCUUGCUCACUGGCUAUCCCGAGGAACCUCCUGCUGGCGCUUCCGUUCAGUCUGGCUUGAACUUCAACCCUUAUUUCCCCGGUACCGGUAUCGCUAUGGCUCGUGUUCUCUACGACGGUCUGGUCGAAUACGAGGAUGGCACACCCGCAAACUCGUCGCAGAUGGCCAAGGAUGUGGUUGAAUUUUUGAACUGGGCCGCCGAACCCGAGAUGGAUGAUCGCAAGAAGAUGGGAAUCAAGGUGUUGAUUAUCGGUACGGCUCUGCUGGCCUUGAGCGGUUGGGUUAAGAGAUACAAGUGGGCGCCUAUCAAGACGAGGAAGAUCGUGUACAAUCCUCCUUCCCAAAAGCCCGGCUUCAGACAAGGUUGGUAA
Molecule: messenger RNA, 975 nt
Organism: Cladophialophora yegresii CBS 114405
Lineage: Eukaryota; Fungi; Ascomycota; Eurotiomycetes; Chaetothyriales; Herpotrichiellaceae
Product: cytochrome c1, heme protein, mitochondrial
Exons: 4
Coding region: 1-975 (324 amino acids)
Biological process (GO): mitochondrial electron transport, ubiquinol to cytochrome c
Molecular function (GO): heme binding; electron transfer activity
Source: RefSeq, a predicted model, not a curated record